AUCCAGCUAUUUGAGGGCACUUUGCAUUCCUUGUUUAUUUGCUUUGCAUUUUCUCAUCUCUGAUUAAGAUUCCCACUGCAAUCGUUCUCACCAUCAUUUUUUCUCUUCAGGAAAAAUUAAAAUAUUCUCUUUUCUCUGUUUUUCUCUUCUUUAAUUUCUCAAAUUUACUCUGAUUCCAACUCUCCUCCUUUUAACAGGAUAAAGAAGAAGUUGAAGUUCCAUUUAUUUACAGUAGGAGCAGCAGCAGCAGCUCGUAAACAGUGAUGAACUGGGAUUUAAAGUUGGAGUAUUUUGUGUGAAGCAAGGAGACCCAGCUUUCAACUCUGCUGUUUUAAAACAUUGCAUAUAACAUAUCUUCAUCUCAAGCGUGAUUAACGACAAUGGCGGAAGCGUUCUGCUUGGCCGCUGCUUCUAAUGCCGUAGGAACACUGAUGGUUGACUAUUUGGUGAAGCCAAUAGAACGUCGUAUUCGCUACUUAUUUCGUUUUCAUAAGUUAAUUGAAGACCUCCACCAACAGCAAAAAAAUAUGAAAAGAGAACAAACUCGAGUUGAAGAAGACGUUAAGGAGGCAAAAUUGCAGAUUCAAACUCAAGUAAUUGAGGACUAUGUAGAUGAAUGGCUGACAAAUGUAGACAAUGCCUUGAAAGAUGUACAGAAUUUGGACAGUAGAGUUGAAGAAAAUAAGAGAUGCUUCUGUUGUUGUCCUAAUUGGUGUUGGCGAUAUCAAUUAGGCAAGGAGAUAGAGAAGACGACAGUGUAUAUCAGUAAACUUGUAGAAGACUCUCACUUUGAACGAAUCGGCCAUCGUGCGGAGCUUCCUGGCUUAGAAUUCUUCACAUCUAAAGAUAUUUUGGCUUCCAAAUCUUCAACUGCUGCAUUCAACAAGAUCAUGGAAGCAUUAAAGGACGAUAAAGUUAACAUGAUCGGAGUGUGGGGGAUGGGAGGGGUGGGCAAAACCACCUUAGUCAAAGAAGUCGGUAAAAAAACCAAAGAAUCAGGAUGUUUUCGUAAAGUUAUUGAAGUUAUUGUGUCCCAAAAUUCAAUUAUUGAAAAUAUUCAAGAUAAAAUAGCAGAUUUCUUGGACUCACAGUUCGAGAAGAAAACUAAAGAAGGGAGAGCAGGAGAACUAUGGCUUCAAUUGGAAAAAGAAGAAAAGGUCCUCAUAAUCCUUGAUGAUAUGUGGAAUGAGGUCCACUUGAAAGAGAUAGGCAUUCCGCUAUAUGAAAAUGGGAAGGGAUGUAAAAUCAUUUUGACAACACGUCGCAAGACAGUAUGCGAAUCCAUGGAAUGUCAAGUUAUUAUUCCGAUGGAUGUUUUGGAAAGUGAUGAAGCAUGGGCUCUAUUUAGAAUGAAAGCUAAGCUUAAUGAAAGAGUUUCAAGGGAUAUUCUUGAGGAGGCUGAGAAAGUUGCAAAAGAAUGCAAGGGUCUACCGGUAGCGAUUGUAACGCUAGCAGCGGCUCUAAAAAGUACAAAGACCAGUAAAGGAUGGGAAGUGGCCCGCAAGAAACUUGAAAGCAGUAGAUUAGUGGAAAUCGGUAACAUUGGAGAAGAAGAAAAAAAUGCCUACUUGUGUAUCAAGAUGAGUUAUGAAUACUUGAAGAAGGAGACGACCAAGAGAUGCUUCUUAUUGUGUGGUUUAUAUCCAGAGGAUCAUUCAAUUAAAGUGGAAGAUUUGGUGCGAUAUGCUUGGGGUUUGGAGUUAUUUGGCAAGGCUGACUCAAUUGGAGAAGUGAGGAUUGAAGUUUUGGAAGCCAUUGAUUACCUCAAAGAUUCUUGCUUGCUGUUAGAAGAUGAAGUUGAAGAUGAAGAUGGAGAUGGUGGAAGGUAUGGUCCUUAAACUUUAGAGCUUAUUCCUUUUGACCAGUUGAUCUUUUUGUAGAUUUAGGAGUAGAAUUGUCUUUCGAAGUCCACCAGCUCAGCCAAACAAAACUAUCUUUAGACUCAAAAUUAUUAUUUGUUUAUAAAUAAUAUCAUUUACAUAUAA
This is a messenger RNA of Gossypium arboreum, 1985 nucleotides long. RefSeq names its product disease resistance protein At4g27190-like. The transcript has 4 exons. NCBI's taxonomy places the organism in Eukaryota, Viridiplantae, Streptophyta, Magnoliopsida, Malvales, Malvaceae. The record is from RefSeq and is a predicted model, not a curated record. The coding region runs from base 381 to 1838 and encodes 485 amino acids. Gene Ontology annotation, molecular function: ADP binding.